CCUUGGGCUGGAUUCAGUGUGUCCUCUUUUUAAAUAGUUACUGCAUCUCUUGGGUAGGAAACUGUAGGGUGAGAAUCUCCCCAAGUAUGGCUAUGGGCUCACUGGCCGCUCUGAGACUUAGAAAGGCUGCAAGGUCCAGCCCCCUAUUUUCCCUAGGAGAGGGGCUGGAAGGUGCCUGUAGGAAGCCCACCCAGCUGCAACUUGCCCUUCCCUCCCCCCCUGCUUUCCAGUGGUAGAGUAGAUCUGAGCAUGGAGGUUCUACCUUAGCCGCUGCAGGUAGGCAACCCCUCCCAAGGGCUCUCUCCUGACCCACUAAGGGAGAUGAUAACACAGUAGAAGUCUAAACAGCAACAAAAACUGUGGAGUUGGAAGGGACCCAAAGGGCCAUCUAGUUCAACCCCCUCUUGCAAUGCAGGAAUCUCAGCUAAAGCAUCCUUGACCAUCCAACCUCUGCUUAAAAACCUCCAAGGAAGGAGAGGCCACCGUUGUCUGUUCCCCUCCCGAAGGGCUCUUCCCAUCAGAAAGUUCUUCCCGAUCUUGAGUCGGAAUCUCCUUCCUUGUAACUAGAAAACAUGGGUUCGAGCCCUACCCUCCGAAGCGGGAGAAAACGAGAGCUUCCUCCCUCUUCCAUGCGACAGCCCUUGGGAUGUUUGAAGGUGGCUAUCAUUUCUACUCUUGCCUCCCUCUUUUCCAAGCUAAACAUCCCCAACUCCCUCAACCUUUCCUCAUACAUAAGGCUUGGUUUGCAGACGCUUUGCCAUCAAUUGAAACUUCGAUGGAAAUCAUGUAACGGAAGAGAUAAGCUUGUGAGAGCAGCUUUUCGAAGACACUCUUUUCGGAGAAUCGCUGCCACUUCCUGCGCCCCGUGGCGCCCGCGCUGCUCUUAGCGCCCCCACCCCAGGUAAUCCCACCGUCCCCCAAGGGAACCGCUAUCUAACCCCCCCCCAAGUCCCUAAAAAGGUCCGGGGGGGGGACUGGUGCCGGGACAGCAGAUGGAGGAGCAGCGACCGGGCGUCGUCUGAAGGCUCCUCAGGGGGAGAAACUGAGGCAGCGAGUGAAAUUUAGCGAAUUUUGUAAACCAGAUCCCGACUUCCUCUUUUUGGCGGUAUAAACGGGGAGGAAGCCGGUCAGCAGCCGCCCCAGAAGCAGGAGAGAGGGAGCGGGUGCCUGGUUCUUGCUCCGCAGGGACUCCCCGCGGCUCAGCGAUGGACGACUUCACCGACUUCUACACGGAGUACAACGGUUCCGACCCGGACCCCUCCGACUCGGGCCCUCUGGUGUUCGAGGAGCCCGGCCUGGGCGCCCUCCUGUGGGUGGCGCUGACCCUCUACGCGCUCGUGUUCGUGGUGGGCGUGCUGGGCAACGGCGCCGUGGUCUGGGUGGUGGGCUUCCAGAUGCGGCGCACCGUCAACACCACCUGGUUCCUCAACCUGGCCGUGGCCGACUUGCUCUGCUGCCUGGCGCUGCCCUUCCUGGCCGCGCCACUCGCCUCCGACCACCGCUGGGCGCUGGGCGACUUUGCCUGCAAGCUCUUCCCGUCGCUCACCAUCCUCAACAUGUUCGCCAGCAUCAACCUGCUGGUCCUCAUCAGCAUCGACCGCUGCUGCCUGGUGCUACGGCCCAUCUGGUGCCAGAACCACCGCUCGGUGCGCCUGGCCUGGGGGUCGUGCGCCCUGGCCUGGCUGCUGGCGCUGGCGCUCACUGCGCCCACCUUCUUCUCCCGCAGCACCUACACGUAUUACGACAAGAGCACGUGCCGCACCAGCUACGCCGCUUUCCCCGGGGAUCCCCGCGUGACCGAGGUCUCCGUGGCUUCCACGCGCUUCGCGCUGGCCUUCGCGCUCCCGCUGGCGGUCAUCUGCGUGUGCUACGGGCUGCUCCUGCACCGGGUGCGCAGCUCCCGCUUCGGGCAGCGCUCGCAGAAGACCCUCAAGGUGGUGCUGGUGGUGGUGGUGAGCUUCUUCGUCUGCUGGGGGCCCUACCAAGUGGCUGGCCUCAUCCUGGCCUCCGAGCCCGCGGACAGCCCGCUCGCCCGCUCAGUGAACAAGGCGGACCCCCUGAUCGUGAGCUUGGCCUACGUCAACAGCUGCAUCAACCCGGUCAUCUACGUCCUCGCGGGCCACGACUUCCAGAGCAAGGUGCGCCGCUCCGUCAAGGCGCUUCUGCGCAACGUCUUCAGUGAGGAGUCCACGUUCGGACGCUCCUUCGCCGACGGCCACGCGGGGACGCAAGACACGUGCGCAGCGGCCACCACGGAGGACCGCAGCGACCCCAGCGACCGUAGCGCCAGCACCGCCGUGUGAGGAGGGGGCCACAACAAAGGAGACCCUGCUAGGGCGCUCUGUCUGCGCAACGCCCAUCCUCUUACUUGCUUAGCUCUGGGAGGGGGGCAGCCCCACCCAGGCAGUCUCUGCAGGCUCCUAGACCCCUGAGACCAUUCGCACGCACCCCCACCUUCACGGGGGAACUCCCUGUCCAUUGACAUCAAGCAGGCUCCUUCCCUGUGCUCUUUUCGGCGCCUGCGAAAAACAUUCUGGUCAGACAAGCCGACCCAGAAGCGUAGGAGGUGGAUUUUAACCUGUUGGAGUAUUUUAACUUUUGUAUGUUUUAAAGUACUGUUGUACAUUUUUCUCAGUUUUCUUAUCUUUUUGUAAACUGCUUUGAGGCGUGUUUUUUUUAAAACAAUCAAGCUAUGCAUGCACUUUAUGAAAUAAACAAAACAAUCACAAUAGA
Messenger RNA from Zootoca vivipara (common lizard), 2733 nucleotides. It is a transcript of the gene C5AR1, whose product is annotated as complement C5a receptor 1. Gene Ontology annotation, biological process: phospholipase C-activating G protein-coupled receptor signaling pathway; positive regulation of cytosolic calcium ion concentration; complement receptor mediated signaling pathway. Lineage: Eukaryota; Metazoa; Chordata; Lepidosauria; Squamata; Lacertidae. The record is from RefSeq and is a predicted model, not a curated record. Gene Ontology annotation, molecular function: G protein-coupled receptor activity; complement component C5a receptor activity. Gene Ontology annotation, cellular component: plasma membrane.